GCCGGUUCCUGAGGUGCCCGUGUGCCAGCCGGUGCCUGCGCUGGUGCCCGCGCCCGCCCUGGACUCCCCCAUCGCCCAGCCCGAAGAGCUGCCCCUGCCCAACGGGGUGGAGGGCACUGGCAAAGCAGAGCCGAGUGAGGAGCAGCCCGAGUCAGAUGUCAGCCCCAUCUCGGAGCCUGAGGAACCGGCCCAGCCCAGCACUCCUGCCUCCCCCCCGGCAGAGGAGGAGGAGGAAGAGGAGAGCGAAGGCCCGGGUGAGGCCCAGGAGCGGAGCUCAAGCCCGGCCCCUGCCCCUUCGCAGACCUCGGAGGCGACCGCGCAAGUCGCCAUGUCGGUGCCAAAGAAGAAGCGAAGGAUGAAGGAGCUGAACAAGAAGGAGGCAGUAGGCGAUUUGCUGGAUGCCUUUAAAGAGUCUCAGAUCAGUGACAGUGCCUCGGAGGCGGAGAACAAGCCCCCCGCGUCCACCCCUGCCCGCGAAGCAGAGGACGCAGCCCCCACCCGUCCACAGGAAGAGUCUGAGGAGACGUGGGAGGAGAAGGAGGACAAGCUGGCCCCAGAGAAGAGCAAGGCUGCUGACCAGAAGUACCGCUACAAGGAAGAGCAAUGGAAGCCGUUGAACCCUGAGGAGAAGAAGCGAUAUGACCGUGAGUUCCUGCUGGGUUUCCAGUUCAUCUUUGCCAGCAUGCAGAAACCCGAGGGACUGCCCCAGAUUACAGAUGUGGUGCUGGACAAGCCCUGUGUACCUUCGCAGGCCAACAAGACCCCACUGCGGGCACUUGACCCUAUCCGCCUCAGUGGCAUGAACUGCAGCCCUGACUUCACUCCCUCUUUCGCCAACCUUGGCCGGCCCGUCAUGGGCAACCGGGGCCUGCCCUCAGGGUUGGGUCCUCGCCGCUCCCAGCAGAGCCAGAGGAAGGAGCCCCGCAAAAUCAUUGCCACUGUGUCCCUCAAUGAGGAUGUCAAGUUGAACAAGGCCGAGAAGGCCUGGAAACCCAGCAGCAAGCGUGCUUCCGAGGAGGAAGAUCCUGAGAACAUCAAGACGCAGGAACUGCUCCGCCGUGUCCGCAGCAUCCUCAACAAGCUGACGCCCCAGAUGUUCCAGCAGCUGAUGAAGCAGGUGAUGGAGUUGUCCAUCGACACGGAGGAGCGGCUCAAGGGUGUCAUCGACCUCGUCUUCGAGAAGGCCAUCUCGGAGCCAAACUUCUCUGUUGCCUAUGCUAACAUGUGCCGUUGCCUUAUGGGGCUCAAAGUGCCCACAACAGACAAGCCCACGGUGACUGUGAACUUCCGCAAGCUGCUGCUAAACCGCUGCCAGAAGGAGUUUGAGAAGGACAAAGACGAUGAUGAGAUCUUUGAGAAGCGGCAGAAGGAGAUGGAUGAUGCCAGUGCUCCUGAGGAGAAGGCACGCAUGAAGGAUGAGCUGGAGGAGGCGCGGGACAAGGCCCGCCGGCGAUCCCUGGGCAACAUCAAGUUCAUCGGAGAGCUCUUCAAACUGAAGAUGUUGACGGAGGCCAUCAUGCACGACUGUGUGGUGAAGCUGCUCAAAAACCAUGAUGAGGAGUCUCUUGAGUGCCUUUGCCGCCUGCUUACCACCAUUGGCAAGGACUUGGACUUUGAGAAGGCCAAGCCCAGGAUGGACCAGUACUUCAAUCAGAUGGAGAAGAUCAUCAAAGAGAAGAAGACAUCAUCCCGAAUCCGUUUCAUGUUGCAGGAUGUGAUCGACCUCAGACGGAAUAGCUGGGUGCCGCGGCGAGGAGACCAGGGCCCCAAAACCAUAGACCAGAUCCACAAGGAAGCAGAGAUGGAGGAGCAUCGGGAACACAUCAAAGUGCAGCAGCUCAUGUCGAAGGACAAGAGGAGAGGACCCCCCGGGCCAUCCUCCAGCAGUGGGCGCGGGAGCCUGGUUGCAGAUGAUGGCUGGAACACGGUGCCCAUCAGCAAGGGCAACCGGCCCAUUGACACCAGCAGGCUAACAAAGAUCACCAAGCCUGGAUCCAUUGACUCCAACAACCAGCUCUUUGCACCAGGUGGGCGGCUGAGCUGGGGCAAAGGCAGCAGCGGAGGGUCUGGCGCGAAGCCUGCAGAUUCAGGGCGGCCAGCCACAAGCACCUUGAACCGCUUCUCAGCACUCCAGCAGUCGACCCCUGCCGAGAGCCUGGAGUCCCGCCGCGUGGUGCAGAGGAGCAGCUCCAGCCGUGACAGGUCAGAGAAGGCUGGGGACAGAGGGGACCGGGAGUCACGUUCGGAGAAGGGCAGCGACCGCCUGGAGCGUCCUGACCGGGGCGAGCGGGCAGACAGGAACAGAUCUGCCCUCACCAAGAGGAGUUUCAGCAAAGAGACAGAGGACAGGAGCCGAGAACGGGAGAAGCAGGGUGGCCCCGAGGCCGUGCGCAAGGCUGCUAGCAUGACAGAGGAACGGGACAGGAGCCGAGAGACCAUUAAGCAAGAGCCAGCACCUCCCGCAGCAUCCCCCAAGCCUGCGCUGUCGGAAGAGGAGCUGGAGAAGAAAUCCAAGGCGAUCAUAGAGGAAUACCUGCACAUCAAUGACAUGAAGGAGGCCCUGCAGUGCGUGCAGGAGCUGGGCAGCCCCUCCUCGCUCUACAUCUUUGUGCAGAACGGCAUCGAGUCCACGCUGGAGAGGAGCACCAUCUCCCGCGAGCACAUGGGGGUCCUACUGUGCCAGCUGGUGAAGGCGGGCACACUCUCCAAGGAGCAGUACUACAAAGGGCUGCGGGAGAUCCUGGAGAUCGCGGAAGACAUGGAGAUUGACAUCCCGCACAUAUGGCUAUACCUGGCUGAGCUCAUCACCCCCAUCCUGCAAGAGGAAGGUAUCCCCAUGGAGGAGCUGUUCAGGGAGAUAACGAAGCCCCUGUUGCCUAUUGGGAAGGCCACCACGCUGCUGGUUGAGGUGCUGGGCUUGUUAUGCAAGGGCAUGAGCCAGAAGACUGCAGGCAAGCUGUGGCGGGAUGGGGGCCUGAGCUGGAAGGAAUUCCUGCCUGAGGACCAGGAUGUCAACAAAUUUGUCACAGAGCAGAAAUUGGAGUACACGAUGGGGGACAGCUCAGACACACCAAGCCGCAAGGAGCUGACCUCAGAGGAGCUGUGCAAGCAAUUGGACAAACUGUUGAAGGAGAACCCAAACAACCAAAGAAUAUAUGACUGGAUCGAGGCCAACCUGAGCGAGCAGCAGGUCUCGUCCAACACAUUUAUCAGGGCCCUGAUGACAUCCGUGUGCCACUCGGCCAUUGUCUUCGAGAACCCCUACCGCCUGGACGCCGUGGUCAUCCGCAACCAAGCCAAGCUGCUGCAGAAGUACCUGCGGGAUGAGCAGAAGGAGCUCCAGGCGCUCUACGCCCUGCAAGCCUUGGUGGUGAAGUUGGACCAGCCUCCCAACCUGCUGCGGAUGUUCUUUGACGCCCUCUACGACGAGGAUGUCAUCAAGGAGGAGGCUUUCUACAAGUGGGAGUCCAGCAAGGACCCGGCCGAGCAGCAGGGCAAAGGGGUGGCUCUCAAAUCGGUGACAGCCUUUUUCACCUGGCUCCGGGAAGCCGAGGAUGAGUCGGACAACAACUGAGCAACCGUGAGGAGGAGGAAGUGGGGAGAGAGAGCGGGGCACCCUGGGGAGUGACUCCAUCCCCUCCCGCCCCCGGCCCCCCUGGACUUGCUGAUGCCAGGGCCGAGGGACCUGCUGUGCCCCCCACAGCCCCCCUCUUUCUUUUCAGUUCUCCUCCUCUCCCUCCUCCCCCUGUCCCAGUUCUGUUUGCAAGGCCUGUACUAGUUUGUCACGAUGAUAAUAAACGGAUGCUGAUGGAGGCGGCUGUUGCCGUGGGUCCCCUCAGGGCCCCUCCUCUCCCCCCUCCCAGCACAGGCACACCGGGUCUCCAGGAGCGGGGCAGAGCACCCCCAGACUCAUGUCAUGGGGAGGGGGGAUGGGAUGGGGACAUAUCUCUCCCCUCCUCUCCCCCCUCCUCUUCUUCCUCCCCACUUCUUGCUGAAAUAUAGAGAGAUUAUAUAUAUAUAAACUUAUUAAAUUUGGUUUGGGGACAGGAGCGUGAUUUCUCCCCCUCCCCUGUCCUCUCUCUAUUCCUCCAUCACUGCCUGGACCCCCCCUCUAUGGUUUUUUAUUUUAAAUAUAAAUCAUUCCCCCCCAGCUCCUGCUCUGACACCUGGGGAGGGUGCCGGGGAGGAGGGGGGGUGACCCCUUCUCUCUGGGCCAGGCUGAGUCCCCGUCCCCCCUCAAAGCCCCCAUCCUCCUCCCAAACGUUUAAGGCCACAAUUGGGCAAGCGACGGGGCGGCCCCCCAUCCGCGUCCCCUGUAUUUAUAGAGCGCCGGAUGUGACGAGCCGCACGUGUAAUUAUUAAAACAAGGAUUCAAUUACUGGUCACGUGAAUUUGUAAAUAAUUUUUUUUUUUGCUUUUUUUUUUCUUUAUGGAGUAUUUAAUUGAAGAUUUAAAGGCAUCUUUUCACCUUAAAACUGGAA
Messenger RNA from Haliaeetus leucocephalus (bald eagle), 4481 nucleotides. It is a transcript of the gene EIF4G1, whose product is annotated as eukaryotic translation initiation factor 4 gamma, 1. The record is from RefSeq and is a predicted model, not a curated record. Bases 329 to 3574 code for a protein of 1081 amino acids. Lineage: Eukaryota; Metazoa; Chordata; Aves; Accipitriformes; Accipitridae. Gene Ontology annotation, molecular function: protein binding; translation initiation factor activity; mRNA binding. Gene Ontology annotation, cellular component: eukaryotic translation initiation factor 4F complex. The transcript is spliced from 24 exons.